AUGGGGCAAUAUCUAGCACACUUUACAGUGCUUUACGCAUUUCUGGCUAGCUUGAGUGUGCAAAUUCAUGCCCUCUCCCCGGACUAUUCUGCAUGCCAAUUACAACAGAAUGCGGAAACCUCUCCCUUGACUGGGUGCCCAGAUGGAACGCUGUUUGUGUCGCCCACAGAUAGCAGAGCAAGUUUUAAAACUGUCCAGGCUGCUGUGGAGUCCCUACCAGAGACGGGCGACGCAAUAAUCCUGAUUGGAGCGGGAGAAUACUUUGAGAUGGUCAAUGUUACGCGAUCCGCGCCGCUCACUCUUCUGGGCCAGCUUCAUCCUGACACUGCUUACGACCCGGCGGGGAAUGCUUCUCAGCGCAACCUUGUUCACAUUUGGAACAAUUUACAUGCCCACGGCGGAAUGUCCGACGAGGAGACUGCGACUCUUACCGUUGCACGUCCUCGCGGACAGCAGUUCGGUAACACCGACUUCAAAGCGUAUAAUAUCAACUUCGAAAAUCGCGCUGCCAAUUACUCGAUUUCUCAAGCUCUCGCCGGGUCCUUCAGCUCUGCAAAUGUUUCCUUCUAUGGGUGUACCUUUGCAAGCUGGCAGGAUACGUGGUACACCGGUCACGGCGCAUAUUCAUAUGCUGUUGACAGCAUAAUAUACGGUCAAACUGAUUAUCUUUUCGGAUUUGGCACUGCCUGGUUCCAAAACGUGAUUUUGGCCAAUCGAGCUUGUGGUGGUGGUAUCACAGCAUGGCAGGGCAAAGAAGGCACCAGGAAUGGAGCAUUCAUCGCCGAUUCGAAAAUCAUUCGGUCUCCAGACGCAAAUAUCACUACCGUGACUGAUGGCCGAUGCUACCUCGUAGGACGCCCGUGGAAUACCCUGGCUGUCGCCGUAUAUUUGCGUACAUACAUGGAUGAGAGCAUUCACCCUGCGGGUUUCACACCCUGGUCCAGAGAAACGUCUAUUCCAAAAACCACAUAUUUCGCAGAGUAUGAUUCGUUUGGUCCUGGUGGGGACACGUCGAAACGUGUACUCCAAGAAUUUAUCUUGAACGCCGCGCAGGUGAACGCAAACUUCACAUUGGAGUCAGUGUUUGCUGGUACACCAGCGUGGAUUGACUUUAACUACGAGUAUUGA
This is a messenger RNA of Suillus subalutaceus, 1128 nucleotides long. RefSeq names its product carbohydrate esterase family 8 protein. Gene Ontology annotation, molecular function: pectinesterase activity. The coding region runs from base 1 to 1128 and encodes 375 amino acids. Lineage: Eukaryota; Fungi; Basidiomycota; Agaricomycetes; Boletales; Suillaceae. The transcript has 10 exons. Gene Ontology annotation, biological process: cell wall modification. The record is from RefSeq and is a predicted model, not a curated record.